Molecule: messenger RNA, 2540 nt
Organism: Fukomys damarensis (Damara mole-rat)
Lineage: Eukaryota; Metazoa; Chordata; Mammalia; Rodentia; Bathyergidae
Gene: Pdk4
Product: pyruvate dehydrogenase kinase 4
Exons: 11
Coding region: 145-1383 (412 amino acids)
Biological process (GO): protein phosphorylation; regulation of glucose metabolic process
Cellular component (GO): mitochondrion
Molecular function (GO): pyruvate dehydrogenase (acetyl-transferring) kinase activity
Source: RefSeq, a predicted model, not a curated record
CGAGUCUCCAGUUCCUGCACUCGCGACCCACCGCAGCCUCCUCCACGUAGAACCGUAAACCCCGCGCCCCCCUCGACCUCGGUUCUGCUCCCGCAGCCUUUGCCUCUCGAGCGCUCCAGCCCCAUCGUCCCGGAGGGCGUCAGGAUGAAGGCGGCCCGCUUCGUGAUGCGCAGCGCCAGCUCGCUGAGCAGCGCCGGCCUGGUGCCUCGAGAGGUCGAGCUCUUCUCGCGCUACAGUCCUUCCCCGCUGUCCAUGAAGCAGCUGCUGGACUUUGGUUCACACAAUGCAUGUGAAAGAACUUCUUUUGCAUUUUUGAGACAAGAAUUGCCGGUGAGGCUAGCCAAUAUCCUGAAGGAAAUUGAUAUCCUCCCUGAUCGAUUAGUAAAUACCUCUUCAGUACAGUUGGUUAAAAGCUGGUAUAUCCAGAGCCUAAUGGACUUGGUGGAAUUCCAUGAGAAAAGCCCAGAUGACCAGAAAGCACUAUCAGACUUUGUAGAUACGCUCAUCAAAGUUCGAAAUAGACACCAUAAUGUCAUCCCUACCAUGGCACAAGGAAUCAUAGAGUAUAAAGAAGCCUGUACAUUUGACCCAGUCACCAAUCAAAAUCUUCAGUACUUUUUGGAUCGAUUUUACAUGAACCGUAUUUCUACUCGGAUGCUGAUGAACCAGCACAUUCUUAUAUUUAAUAAUGAGAGGACAGGAAAUCCAACCCACAUUGGAAGCAUCGAUCCAAACUGUGAUGUGGCAGCAGUGGUCCAAGAUGCCUUUGACUGUUCAAAGAUGCUCUGCGAACAGUACUAUUUAACAUCUCCGGAAAUGAAACUCACACAAGUGAAUGUUAAAUCUCCAGGCCAACCAAUUCACAUCGUGUAUGUUCCCUCUCAUCUUCAUCAUAUGCUCUUUGAAUUAUUCAAGAAUGCAAUGAGGGCAACAGUUGAGCACCAGGAAAACUGCCCUUCCCUUACACCAGUUGAAGUGAUUGUUGUCUUGGGAAAAGAAGACCUUACAAUUAAGAUUUCUGACAGAGGAGGUGGAGUUCCGCUGAGGAUUACUGACCGCCUCUUCAGUUACACAUACUCCACAGCGCCAACACCUGUGAUGGAUAAUUCCCGGAAGGCUCCUUUGGCUGGUUUUGGAUAUGGCUUGCCUAUUUCUCGCCUCUAUGCCAAAUAUUUUCAAGGAGAUUUGAAUCUCUACUCAUUGUCAGGCUAUGGAACAGAUGCUAUCAUCUAUCUAAAGGCUUUGUCUUCUCAGUCCAUAGAAAAACUCCCCGUCUUUAACAAGUCAGCUUUCAAACAUUACCAGAUGAAUUCUGAGGCUGACGACUGGUGUAUCCCAAGCAAGGAACCAAAGAAUCUGGCAAAGCAAAAAAUGGCCUUGUGAAGCAUAACAUCCGGGAUACUCUAUGGGAUCACAGUGGGCCUAGGGCAGUAUUGCUUCUUAAAUGUUUAUGUGUGAAGUCUUGUUUCCACAAAAACAAAUCAUGGCAACAAAGACAUUAAUCCAUUGAAGAAUGGUGUUUGUUUGUGUGACUCAGGAGAAGGCAGGGCAGAACUCCGGGAGUUAGACGAGGGCCAGAUCCUCUUUCUGUAAUGUAAAAUAACUCUUACGUGUACUCCAAAUCCUGGAGAAGUUAGAUGUUAGGAGUUUCAAUAGGAAGAUAUUUUAGAACAUCUUGCUUAUAUCAAAAGAUACUGGUACUUUUGACAUCAAGUGUUAAAAUACCAGUAUUUUGGGCUAGGGAUUGAGCUCAGUGGCAUCACACCCACCUUGCAAGUGCAAGGUCCUGAGUUCAAUUCCCAGUACCAAAAAAACAAUAAAACAAGAUACCAGUAUUUUCCUGCCAUGGAAAGUUUAGUUUAUACUAUGUGAUGAGACAUGUAUAUAAAUGUACAUUUCACUGAAACUGUAUUUGUUCUAGGAAGAAAAGGAUGGUGACUAAAAUAAUGUUCACUGUAGUUAAAAGAGGAAGAAUAAGUCAAAACAUUUUAUUCAAGAGUUGCAGGCAAGACAUUAGGCCUGUGUAAAACCUUUUCUAGUCAUUACAAUUUCAAAUCAUUAAAACUCCUUUAUUCCUUUGCUUUUUCGGUUCAUACUUCACACAAUAAGCCAAUGCUUAUUGCCAGGUGCUUAGUCUUGGGUGAAUUGUCAAAGGUGAACUCAGGAAGUUGGAGGUGGAAUGAAGAAAAUUGACAAAGUGACAGCAAAGCUAGACCUUAACCUACCGUGUUUAUAAAUGAAACAGUAGUUUGGAAAAACCCUUGAUAGGGAAAGGAAUCUCCUGUGCAGUACCUAAACUCAGCUGAGUUUAGAGCUGUUCUUCAUCAUGAAGCGGAAAUGAUAGCCAUUUCUUAAGCUUUAAAAAUUGUGUUUUUGCUCCAUGUGAUUAUAUCCUCUGCACUGCAGCAUUAACACACACUGCUGUUAAACGUUUUCAUAUGGCCCAAGGACAUUAGAAUUUAAAGACUUUUUGGAGCAUUUUUUUAAAAAAACAAAUAGUCUGGAAGUAAGAUGUUCUCAAGCCCAGGAUGCCUUCAUCU